This is a messenger RNA of Echinops telfairi (small Madagascar hedgehog), 2005 nucleotides long. RefSeq names its product inhibitor of growth family member 4 (gene ING4). The coding region runs from base 713 to 1378 and encodes 221 amino acids. The record is from RefSeq and is a predicted model, not a curated record. Lineage: Eukaryota; Metazoa; Chordata; Mammalia; Afrosoricida; Tenrecidae. The transcript is spliced from 8 exons. Gene Ontology annotation, cellular component: nucleus. Gene Ontology annotation, biological process: regulation of DNA-templated transcription; positive regulation of apoptotic process.
AAAAAAAAAAGCCAGACAUACAAGACCUUCACAGUGUACAUCCAGGGUACUUGUCAGCGCCUGAGGAAGUCAUAUUUGACCUGAGCUUUGAAAGAUAAGCAGGAGUUUAAUAGUUUUAGAGAUAAGUUGGGGUUGGGCUUGGAUUGGGUUAGGUAUGAAGGAAGGCUGGACAGAGAGAAGACUCAGACCAAAUGCACCCCCAUUGAGUCAAUGACAUCACCUGGUGAUUCAGAACAGGGUAGAGCCGCCCCUGUGGGUUUCCGAGACUAACCAAGGGAGUCAGAGGCCCCGUCUUUGUCCCAGGCAGCGAGAACAGCACGUCAACAGCCAUGGGGCUGGGAAAGCACUGGCAGGUGGGAAGCACUCGAAGACAAGUGUGGUUCGCAAAGGCAGAGUGUAAAGUGGGGCUAGCAAGAAUGAAGGAAGUGUGAGGUAAGCGGGGGCCGAGCAGGAUGCCAUGCGGGGCUGUGAGCAGCAGGAAGGACAGUGACCUGAGCUGAAGAGCACCCGGCUGCGGAGGAGUAGACCGUGUGCAUUAUGAGCAGUAGCCGAUCCAGGGAGGCCGUUUCUACGUGGCGGGCACGAGGCCUGGAGGCAGAGAUUGGAAACCAAGGACUGAGAAGGGCCGAUGUGUAGCGCCAGGCUGGGAUAGCUGCCGAGAUGAGGAGGUAUUGAAAACCUUCCUUUUGAGUUGCAGAGAAACUUUCAGCUCAUGAGGGACCUAGACCAAAGAACAGAGGACCUGAAGGCUGAAAUUGACAAGUUGGCCACUGAGUAUAUGAGUAGUGCCCGCAGCCUGAGCUCCGAGGAAAAACUGGCCCUUCUCAAACAGAUCCAGGAAGCCUACGGCAAGUGCAAAGAAUUUGGCGACGACAAGGUGCAGCUUGCCAUGCAGACCUAUGAGAUGGUGGACAAACACAUCCGGCGCUUGGACACAGACCUGGCCCGUUUUGAGGCGGACCUGAAGGAGAAGCAGAUUGAGUCCAGUGACUACGACAGCUCCUCCAGCAAAGGCAAAAAGAGUCGGACUCAAAAGGAGAAAAAGACUGCCCGGGCUCGGUCCAAAGGGAAAAACUCCGAUGAAGAGACCCCCAAGGCUGCCCAGAAGAAGCUCAAGCUCGUGCGCACAAGUCCUGAGUACGGCAUGCCCUCGGUGACCUUCGGCAGCGUCCACCCCUCCGAUGUGCUGGAUAUGCCCGUGGAUCCCAAUGAGCCAACCUACUGCCUUUGCCACCAGGUCUCCUACGGAGAAAUGAUCGGCUGUGACAACCCCGAUUGUUCCAUUGAGUGGUUCCACUUUGCCUGCGUGGGGCUGACGACCAAACCCCGAGGGAAAUGGUUUUGCCCACGCUGCUCCCAAGAACGGAAGAAGAAGUAGAUGCGUCCUGGCAGUCAACAGUUUCUCCCAUGCCUCCCUGUCCCCCACCCCACCCCGGACCUGGGCUGGUGGGGAGAGGAAUGCCUGUGCUGGGCCCGGGGGUGCAGGGAGAAGUGGGCGGUGUAGUCCUGUCUCUCCUUCGGCUCUCCCCCUCUUCUGGUGCUGAGGCUGCAUCCAAAUCCUGCAGGGAGGGGUGCCGCAGCCACCACGGUGUGUGUGUGCGUGCGCACGCGCUUGCUCUCAUCCCCCCAGAGGGCAGUGCACUCGCCCACUCACCUUCUGCCUCCACGCCGAGGUUGGUGCUGUAUUUCAGAGGGGUGGUCCUCCACGCCCCUUGCUUUGUAUUUAAGGACUGGAGCAGUAAGCGUGGGGGCCCUCUACCAGCCCUCCAGCUUCUCCCCACCCCACUGUGGGGGGCUGUGGUGUGACGAGUUUUCUUCAUUCUCUUCCUGCUUUUUCCGUGGUGCGGGCUCCCCAGAGUAUCUGGGCUGUGGCCCUAUUUGAAAGGACACCCCUUCCUCCACGCCAAGGGGAUUCAUCCCGGCCUUGUGACUGGGAGAGGGGAGGUGGUCCUCAGAUAACACAUGUAAAGGAAUUGGGGUAGUUGAAUAAAAGCUAUCCAUGUCA